AUGGAGUUUCUGGGAACCAGUCAGACCGCCAGCUACUGCACCCCCCGGAGGAUGUGCGCGACGGCGCUGCCUUCCGCGGCGCAGGCGCAGACCCCGGUGAUCCAGGAGUGCUACCAGCCCUACUACCUGCCUGGGUACCGCUAUCUCAACUGCUGGAGGCCCAGCCUCUUCUACAGGAUCACCGAUUCGCAGAGCUGCCCCGAGAUGUGCCACAGCUCCCUGCGACCGCCCACCAUCCUGCCCGCGCUGCGCUCCGCGCUCUUCUGCCGCUGCAGCCCGCGGGACUGGGAAAAGGCCAAUGAGCGGCAGAUGCGCGGGGCCGAGGCCUCGAGGCUGUGGGCCGGCAGGCUGACCGGCGACUCUCUGCGCCUCAUGCAGGACAAAGACCAGCUGACGCGCCAGAUGCAGGAAGGUACCACCCGCAACCUGGGCCAGCGGCUGUCGGACAUCGGCUUCUGGAAGUCCGAGCUGGGCUACGAGCUGGAGCGGCUUCGCACGGAGAACCACAGCCUGGAGGCGGUCAAGCAGCGGCUCCAGUGCGCGGUGGAGGAGAUCAACUGCCCCUUGCAGGUGGCCCUCGAGUGCCUGUACCACCGAGAGAAAAGGAUCGGGAUUGACCUGGUCCAUGACAACGUGGAGAAAAAUCUUAUUCGGGAAGUAGACUUGCUAAAAUGCUGCCAAGAACAGCUGAGGAAAUUAUUUCAAAGAAUUGACAUCCAGAUGCGGGACAACCGGGAUGCUCAGCAUGCCCUGGAACGGGACAUCGAGGACAAACACUCAGCCCAGUUCAUCGAUGAGAAGUGCUUUAAUCUGAGGAACACGUCGGAUUGCAUCAGCUUCUUCCAUGGCAUGGAGAAAGUCGACGGCACGAUCUCCGUGCCUGAGACCUGGGCCAAGUUCAGCAACGACAACAUCAGGCACUCGCAGAACAUGCGGGCCAACUCCAUCCGGCUGCGGGAGGAGGUGGAGCACCUGGUGGAGAGCUUGUCGGACCAGAUGUGGAAGCAGUUCACCGACACCAACCUGGCCUUUGACGCCCGCAUCUCCGAGGUGACAGACGUGAAGAACAAGCUGCAGACACAGCUGGCCAAGACGCUGCAGGAGAUCUUCCAGGCAGAGAACACCAUCAUGCUGCUGGAGAGGUCCAUCAUGGCCAAGGAGUGCCCACUGAAGGUGGCCCAGAGCAGACUGGAGUGCCGCACACGGAGGCCCAACGUGGAGCUGUGCAGAGACAUUCCACAGUUCAAGCUCGUGAAUGAGGUGUUCACCAUCGAUGACACCCUGCAGACCCUCAAGCUGAGGCUGCGGGAGACACAGGACACACUGCAGCUGUUAUUGAUGACCAAGUCUCGGCUGGAGCACGAGCUGGCCAUCAAGGCCAACAGCCUCUGCAUCGACAAGGAUAGGUGCAUGGGCAUGCGUAAGACCUUCCCCAGCAUUCCCCGCCUGGUGGGCUACACCUGA
Ochotona curzoniae (black-lipped pika) is the source of this 1464-nucleotide messenger RNA. RefSeq names its product tektin 5 (gene TEKT5). Gene Ontology annotation, cellular component: nucleus; microtubule cytoskeleton; sperm flagellum. Bases 1 to 1464 code for a protein of 487 amino acids. Lineage: Eukaryota; Metazoa; Chordata; Mammalia; Lagomorpha; Ochotonidae. The record is from RefSeq and is a predicted model, not a curated record. Gene Ontology annotation, biological process: cilium movement involved in cell motility; cilium assembly. The transcript has 7 exons.